This is a messenger RNA of Entelurus aequoreus (snake pipefish), 5555 nucleotides long. RefSeq lists its product as uncharacterized. Gene Ontology annotation, biological process: lipid transport; lipoprotein metabolic process. Gene Ontology annotation, molecular function: lipid binding. Lineage: Eukaryota; Metazoa; Chordata; Actinopteri; Syngnathiformes; Syngnathidae. The record is from RefSeq and is a predicted model, not a curated record. The transcript is spliced from 26 exons. Bases 1197 to 3812 code for a protein of 871 amino acids. Gene Ontology annotation, cellular component: membrane; extracellular region.
AAAACUAUUUCAACAGCAAACUUUUCAAGAAGCCCCAGAAGCCAGCAGAAGGCGCUGCAGCAGACAAGGAAGCAAACCUGAACACUGAAACUCCAAAAUCUGGAAGCUCUGAAAACUUGUCAGAAACUGUUCCCAAGGAGAACGAUCGAGGUCUGUUCGGCGGCUUCUUUAAAAAGACCCCGAAAAGAGAGAAAGGAGAGCGGGCAGACUCACCGGACGAGGAGAAGGGCGAGGAGACGCUGGCGGCGGGUGCUGAUGAUCUAGUCGAGAGGAACGCCACCAAGGACAAAAACUAUUUCAACAGCAAACUUUUCAAGAAGCCCCAGAAGCCAGCAGAAGGCGCUGCAGCAGACAAGGAAGCAAACCUGAACACUGAAACUCCAAAAUCUGGAAGCUCUGAAAACUUGUCAGAAACUGUUCCCAAGGAGAAAGAUCGAAGUCUGUUUGGGGUCUUCCUCAAAAAGACCCCCAAAGGAGAGAAAGGAGAGCGGGCAGACUCACUGGACGAGGAGAAGGGCGAGGAGACGCUGGCGGCGGGUGUUGAUGAUCUAGUCGAGAGGAACGCCACCAAGGACAAAAACUAUUUCAACAGCAAACUUUUCAAGAAGCCCCAGAAGCCAGCAGAAGGCGCUGCAGCAGACAAGGAAGCAAACCUGAACACUGAAACUCCAAAAUCUGGAAGCUCUGAAAACUUGUCAGAAACUGUUCCCGAGGAAAAAGAUCGAAGUCUGUUUGGGGUCUUCCUCAAAAAGACCCCCAAAGGAGAGAAAGGAGAGCGGGCAGACUCACUGGACGAGGAGGAGGACAAGGAGACGCUGGCGGCGGGUGCUGAUGAUCUAGUCGAGAGGAACGCCACCAAGGACAAAAACUAUUUCAACAGCAAACUUUUCAAGAAGCCCCAGAAGCCAGCAGAAGGCGCUGCAGCAGACAAGGAAGCAAACCUGAACACUGAAACUCCAAAAUCUGGAAGCUCUGAAAACUUGUCAGAAACUGUUCCCAAGGGGAAAAAAGGAGGCCUCGCUGGCAUCUUCAAAAGAUCAUGGAGCAUUGAAAACCUGUUGGAUGAGACGAAAGGUGGACUUAAGAAAACUCCAAAAACAUCUGGAGAUGACGAGACUGCAAGAGAGAAGGAGAAGUCGUCCAGUAAUGACAAUCUGUUUGAAACGGCCAACAAGGAUAAAAGCAUUUUCAGUACCAUGUUCAAGAAAGCUCCAAAAGUAGCCGACGAGGGCGCUGCUGAGGAGGAGGAAAACGCAGACAAGGAGAAGACGUUAUCAAUCAGCAAUGAAAACCUGACCGACCAAAACACACCAAAGGAAAAGAGCGGGGGGCUUGCUGGGUUUUUUAAAAAGUCGCCUAAACCAUCACCGCGCUCCGUGUCUACCAAGGAUCCUCUCAGUGACGCCAUGGAUGUAUCUGACAACCUCACAGGCGACAUGUCAGGAGACGAACUAUUAGGCAGCAAUGAAAAUCUUUUAGAAGUUGGAACCACCACAAAGAAAAAAGGAGGCUUUGCUGGGAAGUUCAAGUGGACACCUAAAGCCGCUGACAAACAGGACAACGAAGGGGCAGAGCCACCACUAGGGGGCGGGCUGAAACGCAGGAGGACCAUCAAAAAGAAAAGAAGAGUCACAUCGUUCCGAGUCAAAACGACUCUUCCCAGGAUACCCAAACUUACCGCGUCAUCACAGGCCGAAGAAAAGAUGCCCAUCAUUGAGGAGAGUAUGGAGCUGCAGGAGAUGACCCCGGCCCAGGAGAGCACAGUGGAGGUCCAGCCGGUGGAGAUGGCAGCGUUCCCGACUGAUGGCAGCCUGCUCGAAUCAGGGGAGAGCAACGGCCUGUUGGAUUGGUGGAAGAACGUUGAAGGCUGGUCCACAUGGAACGAGACAGCCAAUUUCCAAGAGGACGAGGAGCAGAUAGCGAUGGAGGAGGCAGCUGACCGCGUCUACAUGGGCGCGCGUCUGUUUGUGCACCUCUUCAACAAGCGGGGGGCUUCCCUGCAGAAAUCCAUUCUUGAGCUUUUGUCCGUGGCCGACGGCGCUGACCAAUUCCACAAGAAGACCGUGUCAGUUGCGGUGGGAGGAGGCGUGGCCAGCGUGGCCGGCAGCCUGGCCACCAUCACGGGCCUCAUCCUGGCGCCGUUCACCUUCGGCGCCUCCAUCAUCGUCACGGCGGUCGGCAUCGGCGUGGCCACGGCGGGCAGCAUCACCUCGGCUACGGCCAACAUCACGGACGCGGUCCACUCCAAUAUGGACCGCAAGAAGAUAGAGAAGAUGAUCCAGGCCUACCAGGAGAAAAUUAAGGACAUCCGGGAAUGUUUGGAGUUUGUGCAGGCGGGCAUGGACACGCUGCAGGAGUGGGACUUUGAGAAGUACUGCGAGAGCACCACUAAGAAGGCACUGAACCACAACAUCAAGCAUGUGAUGAAGGAGGGCGGCCGGGCCGGUAAAGCCCUCAUGAUCAACACGGACAAGCUCAUCAGCACCGUGCAGGUCUUGGGUGCGGCGGGUGGCGCUGCCAAGGCCGUGCAGGCUGUCAGCGUCACCACGGGGGUGAUGUCGGCGCUCUUCCUGCUGCUCGACGUCUUCUUCCUUGCCAAGGAUUCCCACGAGCUCCACAAAGGUGCCAAAACCAAAUUUGCCACCAAAAUCAGGGAAGUGUGCAAAGAGCUGCAGGCUGGCCUCCUGGAGCUGAACAAGGUCAAGACGCAACUGCAGAAGACCAUGGAUGGCAUCGAGGUGGAGGAGUACGAGGCCAUUGAGGAGGUGGAGGUAGAAGUGGAUGACGACCUAGAGUUGGAUCCCAAUAAGAUGACAGAGCUGGAUCAGGAGUUGGACCUUAUAGAGAAGAAACUGGACAAGAAGAUUGAGGAGGAGAAGAGGAUUAAAGAUGAGGAAACUCGAAGCAUCAGGGAAAAGGAGGAGGAAAAAGAGGAGGAGUCAGGAGAAAAGAAGAAGAAGGAGGGGACCAAGAAGAAGGACAAAGAGGCCGAGAACCGAGUCGCAGCUGGGAAAGAGAAACGGGAAAAAGACGAAACAAGUUUGCGUAAAAAGGCUGUUGAGAAAACAAAAGAGAGCGACGAACCUCCCAGCAAGACCGGAGACUCUAAAAGGAGCAACAAUCCGGAAAAGGAACGCGGCCGCAGAGAAGACGGAGGGAUGACUUGGAAUGCAGCAGGACGAGCAGACAGCGGGAGCACCGGCACGCAGGGGAGCGAGUCUGCCGACCCGGAGCCAGGACCUGCCAAAAACCAGAGCGACUCGAAGGACGGUCGAAAGAAGCCGUUUUGGGAGAAGGGACUCAAAGACUGGAAGAAAGAAAUGACAGGAAGCAGAGACGACACUGGAGCACGCCAAGAGAGAAGCUACUCUUCGGAGCGGGGAGGGGCGGAGCAGCAGGUGGCGACCAGGGAAGAGCAGGGGAAAAGCCAGGUUAGGAGGGAGUCGCAUCGGGAGUCGCUUAGGGAGUCGCAUCGGGAGUCGCAUCGGGAGUCGCUUAGGGAGUCGCUUAGGGAGUCGCUUAGGGAGUCGCUCUGGGGCCACGAAAGCAGCCAGAGGGAGCACGCGGAGGAGAGGACAUCUGACAACCACAAGACUCACCACCAAAGAGCGGAGGAGAGCGCUGAGGAAAGACAAGGAACCCGAAUCGACAGCACCCGCAAGAAGUUUGAGGGAGAGAAGGAGGGGGAGCACAAAGAGAGAGGAGAGAGGAGAGGAAGUGACCGAGAGAGGAGAGGAAGUGACCGUGAACAAAGUCGCCGAGAGUCUCGCCAUCUUUCCAGUAAGCAGCUUGAUGAUGGACUCUACAUUUAGGUUUGAAGCCGUUUACACUGUUGAUCCUGUUCUCAUCAGCAUUUAGUUGCAUUUUAGACAAAAAGUCACACACUGAUUAGUAGAGAACUCACAUUUUGGGAGUUAGUUGAUAAAAGCGUUUUUAUGUGCCUUUGUUGUUUGUCCCAACUCUUGACUUUUUGGGGGGAUACACUUUUUUUUACUGAAUUCUGAUGUGAACUCACCAGAUGGCAAAUGUUCAGGAGACCACUGGUUUUUAUGUUUUAGUGCAAUAUAUGAUCUCCUGAGCCCUAAAUCCUCAAACACAAAUAAUCUUGUGAGCACAACAAUCCCUCAGAGGCGUUAUUUUACAUUACAACAUUUGUGCUUUUAUACAAAUGUUAAAACAUGCCAGUGUGGGAACUUCAACUGUGCAUCUUGUACUGUGUGUGUGUGUGUGUGUGUGUGUGUGUGUGUGUGUGUGUGUGUGUGUGUGUGUGUGUGUGUGUGUGUGUUCUUACUUAUGUCCAAAUUGGGGAUUUUCAUCUGCUCACACACCAGUUGAUUGCCAUUGGGGACCAACACCACGGUGCCCAAUUAGAGUUCAUUUCAGUUGCAUUCAGCAUGCUCAAAUAUGGGUGUCUGUCUUAAAGGCCUACUGAAAUGAUUUUUUUUUAUUUAAACGGGAAUAGCAGAUCCAUUCUAUGUGUCAUACUUGAUCAUUUCGCGAUAUUGCCAUAUUUUUGCUGAAAGGAUUUAGUAGAGAACGACGACGAUAAAGUUCGCAACUUUUGGUCGCUGCCUGUAGCGGAAGUAGCGUGACGUCACAGGAGCUAGUAUUCCUCACAAUUCCCCGUUGUUUACAAUGGAGCGAGAGAGAUUCGGACCGAGGAAGUGACGAUUACCCCAUUAAUUUGAGCGAGGAUGAAAGAUUCGUGGAUGAGGAACGUUAGAGUGAAGGACUAGAGAGGCAGUGCAGGGUGUAUCUUUUUUCGCUCUGACCAUAACUUAGGUACAAGGUCUCCUUGGAUUCCACACACUCUCCUUUUUCUAUUGUGGAUCACGGAUUUGUAUUUUAAACCACCUCGGAGACUAUAUCCUCUUGAAAAUGAGAGUCGAGAACGCGAAAUGGACAUUCACAGUGACUUUUAUCUCCACGACAAUACAUCGUUGACGCACUUUAGCUACGGAGCUAACGUGAUAGCAUCAGGCUCAAAUGCAGAUAGAAACAAAAUUAACAAAAACCCUGACUGGAAGGAUAGACAGAAGAUCAACAAUACUAUUAAACCAUGAACAUGUAAAUACACGGUUAAUAAUUUCCAGCUUGGCGAAGCUUAACAAUUGAAGCUAACUACGGAGCGGCGGCGGGCGUUGUGUGUGGAACUGUCCACGACCCCAGAAGUGGGCUACGUCAGAAGUGUAUCAUAGAAGGGAAAUAGUAAAUGAUAACUUGGCAAACAAUAACUUAACAUAAAAUAAAGUCUGACUGUGAAAUGAAUAUUCUUAAGGAUUUAUCUAGUUCUGUCCAUAGCUAGAAAUGUAGUUGGCACUUUAGUAGCAUGCAUAUACCAGUGCUACAUGCUAUCUGCUGAAGUGAUGUGGAUUUGUCUUGGGGUUUUUUCAACUUUAAAUAAACCUAACUUGCUUAAAGUUAAGUGCAAGUGUGAGACACUGUCAAUUUUGUGAAACCUAAUUUUUUUUUACAAACUUGCACGAACCAAGUGCAAGUUUAAUCAAGUUGCUCUUACUUGAAGACCAUGUUGGCAUCAUUAGCUAAGUCAGGGG